Molecule: messenger RNA, 10353 nt
Organism: Macrobrachium nipponense
Lineage: Eukaryota; Metazoa; Arthropoda; Malacostraca; Decapoda; Palaemonidae
Exons: 18
Coding region: 171-8978 (2935 amino acids)
Molecular function (GO): RNA binding
Source: RefSeq, a predicted model, not a curated record
GAUGCACAGAUGCGCGGCACGUAUGCGCAGUAUUGAGUUAUCAUUUGUCAAAGCAAAUACGUAACGCUCGUGACGCUUCCGGAAAAUACUACCCGUUUGGAUAUUUUCAAAACAUUUCUAGUCCUGUCCAGUCUCCCCAUCUUAUUUUAAGAUCACACGUAACAACUGCAAUGCCACGAAGACGAUUAAUUAGGACGCAAAUACCAAAGUCAUCUGAAGAAAGUGUAGAGCCAACUACUGAUGGAGAAGGUAGUACACCAAAAGCAAAAGAGCUCCAGCCAUCUGAAGACAGCACAGCAACUUCAACAACACCAAAUGAACCUGUUACAGUACCAGCUGAACCUGCACCACAGCAGAGCACUUUAAGGAGAAGCAGAAGAACUGCACCAGAUGCUUCACCAGCAGUAGAGGAGAGUUCAGGAAACAGUGAUGCUGUGAAAUGUCAGGAGGUAGUGAAGGAUACUGGAACCGAGACAGUAAUGAAAACCCCCGUCAUCCGGUUAACUCGAGUUUCACGUCGUAAUUUAUCACCUCAGAAAACAAAUGUUGACAUCAAGCCUCAAGAGGAUGAAAAGGAAAAUAACGGUGAAGCUCCAGCAACAGAAGUCAAAGAAACAGUAAGAGGACGAAGAGGAAGAGCAGGUCUAAGGACACAAUCCCCAGGUAAAGCAGUUCAGAAGUGUGAGAACACUGUAAGUACAUUGGAGAGUGCAAAAGCAGAGACAGCUCAAGUAGAGACUCCUGUCGGGGAUUCCACUAAGAAUCUAGAGGAGGCUGAUUCGUUGAAGGUUGUAAAAGGAACUGAGGAUUAUAAUCCCAAAGGGAGCAAGAGUCCUCGGAUAAUUAAAAGAAGAAAUUUAUGCAAAACUCCAAAGCAUGAGAAGGAACAUGAAGAACUUGUGCAAAAUGAGCCUGUAAUUGAAGCAGAAAAUGUGACUGACUUGGAGAAGAACGAGUUAAAGGUCGGCACUAUUCUUGAUGGAAGGGAAGAGAAUGGAAAAGGAAAUGAAGAAAGUGCUGUAGAGGUCAAAAUUAAAGAAAGUGCUGCAGGGGUCAAAGUUGAAGUAAGUAAUGCAGAGGUCAAAAUUGAAGUAAGAGAUGAUGAUGAAGGAGAGAAGAUGGAAUGUGAUGUUCAAGACAGAGAGUCAUGUAGUACAGAUAAAUUAAUCAGUGAGACUUCAGUGGUUGUUACUGCAGUGAAAAAGGAGAUGGAUGGAGAAGCACCUUCGCAAAAUAUGGAGAAAGUGAGUGAUGCUCCCACAAAGAACACUAGAGGUAGGAGAACACUGAAGAGAGCCGCUGAUAAAGAAAAUGUAAAUGCUCCAGAGGCAAAAGUUUUAAUUAAAGAGUGUGAAGAAACAGAGUCUCAGAGUACAGAAAUUGUAAAGGGCACUCCAUCAAGAAUUGUAAGACAGAGAAAAGGAAUCAAAGAAACUUUAGAUAAAAAGGUUUUACAAAUGCCAGAGCAUAAAGUUUCUGUUAAAAUAGAAACAGAUUUACAAAGCACAGAAAAACUCGAAGGUGACAAUGUACAGGUUGAAGUUUCCGGGAGUGGGGAAUUAAAAGAAGAGUUAAGUGAAAUAGAGAAAGCAAAGGUAGGUACCAUAAGAAAAGAUAUCAAAGAAAUGGAAAGAGUUCAAAGUGGUGACAUUUUAGAGAAAAUGUUGGCUGAUGACAAAAUUGAGACAAUUCCCACAGAAAAAUCAAAGGGUAGUGUUUGUACAGUACCCAAAGGCAAGGAAGAAGCUGUUGAAAUUUCCAAGGAAAGUGAAACAGGAGAGUCAAGUAAAGUAAAUAUAGUUAAGGUUGAUACAAUACAAAAACCAGCUGCUGAAGAAGUUUUAGGUAUAGAAACUGUGGAUGUUUCCAAGAAAAGUGGAAGAUUAGUAGGAAGGUCAAGUACAAUAAAUACAAUAAAGGUAGACGCAGUAAAAGAACCAUCUACUGAAGAACUUGCAGUUAAAGUAACAGUGGAUGUUCCCAAGAAAAAUGGAAGAGGAGUGUUAGGAAGGUCAAGUAAAAUAAAUCCGGUAAAGUUAGACACAACAAAAGAACCGGCUACCGGGGAAGUUCCAAGUAAUCAAACAGAAGUUCGUAGUUGUGAUAUUGAUGAGAAAAUGGAGGUAGAAGAUGUGAUGGAUCCACUUCACAAAGAAAAUGUGGAGGACUGUCUUAAUGAAACAUUAGAAGACAAGAAAGAAAUUCCAAAUGCUGCAGAUAAAACAUUAGAAGACCAGAAAGAAACUCCAAAUGCUGCAGAUAAAACAUUAGAAGACAAGAAAGAAUCUCCAAAUGCUACAGAUAAAGAAGUGUUAGACGAGACUUUUGAGGCAGAAGAAAUUAAUUUUGAAGACUUUAUUGAGGUAGAUGGUGUAGAUAACUUCGAUGAAAUGGGCAAUGCAGAUGUGCCUGGUGAAGAACAAGAGCAUGGUUCUACCAAUGAUGAUGAGGAGUUGGAUUAUGAGGAUGCAGAAGACAAUGUUGAAGAUGAUGUCAGUAGUCUAGAUGCUGAUGAGUUACUCAUUAUAGAAGAUGAUGCAGAGUACCGAAGUCUUUUUGAUGAAGAAAUAACUGCUGCAGAAGAAGCAAGAGCUCAAAACAAGCAAGCUAAAGGUAAGGAUAUGGAAAAGAAACGCAGCCCUCAUGGUGGAAAACCUGAUGAAAAAGGGAAAAAAGAUGAUGCUAGCAAGGGCAGCCAAGAUAACAGGAGAAAGAAAGAUAAUGACCCAAGCAGGCGGAAAAGCCCUGAACCCAGAGACAGAAGUCGCACAACAAGGAGUAGAAGAAAGAGUCCUGAGGCCAAAGAUAGAAAAAGCCCUGAAUCAAGAAGUAGGAAGAGCAGCCCUGAAUCUAAAAACAGAAGAAGAAGCCCAGAGUCCCGGGAUAAGAAGAGAAAUGCCGAUUCAAAGGGUAGAAAGAAAAGUCCAGAGUCCCGAGAUAAACGGAAAAGUCCUGAAACCUGUGAGAAAAGUAAGAGGAAAAUUGAAGACCAAGAUAAGAAAAAGGAUAGUCAGUGCAGAAAUGAUCGAAGGAGGAGCAAGUCGCCUCCAAAGGCUGACAGCAAGAAGGACCCCACUACUGGUUGUAAACUUCAAAUUAACAUAAGGGGUGACGUCAAGAAAACCAACUCUUUCCGUCAGGUUGUAGUUUUGGCGAACUCUAUCUAUAAGAUACAGUUAAAAGGCCUGGAAAACUCGCAUGUUAAGGUGGUAUAUGAAGAUAACCUGAGCUCUCAAACAGUGAUCUACAAUAUACAGAAGCACAGAAAAGAAUUUGGAAAAAAUACUUUGUGGAUACUUCUGUCAGGUGUUUAUACCUUUGUAGAUGAUGAAAAGGCAAAAAGUUGCAAGAAUUGCAAAGAACCCUUAAGGCUUAUGAAACUCAAUCACAACCCCAUGGUAGAUUACUUGCUGCAGUUGUGCCGGGUAACUUGUGACACUGUUCAAUAUCGUUUAGGUUCUGAUGGGUUGAUCACAACUGUUCCCCCUUUACCAGCCCUUUUGGCACUUACAGACAAUUAUAAUACCCACAAAAAGUUGCAUGAUGCUGCAGAUGGUUAUAACCUCAUUGCAGCCAAGACCAGUUAUGAGAAGAUGCGGAAGAAAUACAAUGCAUUUUGCAGGUCAUGGACAGAAAAUGCUUGUGAGAGGAACAAAUCAUGGAUAAGUGUCGAAGCCUUUCAGGAGUAUAUGAACAGAGGAGAGGCAAACUUGUUUCCUAUGUUUUCUAAAGAUAGAUAUGAGACCAGAUUGAAGAAUUGGUUUGAGGCUAUGGAGAAGUUUGUUAAUUUGGUUUUGGAAACCACAUUCCCAGGUGUGAGGGUUAUUGAAAGUCUUUCCACGUCUCGUACUAUGGACUCCACAAAAGAACCGCCGCCUCCAGGUGAACCUGAGAGUGAUGAUAUGUUCAACAAAGUAGUUGUUGUAGGAAAUACUUCAUUUACAAAGGAUCUGCAAGAGUUAACAAAAGACUUGAACAUUGAGCAUCUGAAUGAAAACGUAGAUUUUGAUGAAGAUGGUUUGAAAUUCCUAAAUGAACUACAGAAUAAACAUCCAAGUAGAACGCUGUGGGUUGUUCUGUCUGGAGUGUCAGAAGUUGCAGAGCCUCUUGAGUCAGGGCCACCAAAAUGUAAAAUAUUGAAUUGUAAUGAACCAAUUCCAGUGUUUGUCACAAAGAAUGACAAAUUAGGUGACCCAGAUUUUAAGGAUAUGGAAAUUGAUCGCAUGGUUAGUAUCAUAGUGAAAGAAGCCUUUGAUUUUGCCACAAUUGCCAUAAAGAAAUUGAAAGAAGGGUCAGGUAUAUUCUUAGCUCCUAUCAUGCCUUUGUGCGCAAUCUGGUCUGGCCAUGCCACUUCACAUAGUCAUGAUGCUCUUCAUAGGAUGUACAAACGAGAUCCUAAUGUCCCCCAUUUUAUUGGGGGUUCCAGUGUUUGGAUUAAGUGCGCCAAAGCCUUAGAGAGGAAAUGGUUAUACAAGAUAGUUGGUAGCUUCAAGAGAGACUCUUAUCCCUCUGAACUGAUGAAGGAGUAUAAACAGGAGAAACCUCCAGUUUUACAGUAUGUAGAAGAUGUUACUGUCCCUCAAGUGAAAGACGUGCAAAAAGCGUGGUCUAAGAUGAUGGCAAAACUGCUCCGAUAUUAUUUGUUGGGCAGUAAAUCAGAAGUUGUGUCAGAACCAGUUGUGAAUCCAGUUCCUGCUAAAGGCCCUGUUACUCUUCACAGCCAGGGAGCCGACUUUGGACCCCCUGGUGUUGGCACAGAGGCUGUUGUACUUAUGGAUCCCCAAACUCAGGUGAAUGGGGCAACCCCUGGUGUGAUAGAAACAUUCCCUCAUUGUGCUGCUCCAGUUGGAUAUUCAGACAUGUUGAUUAGUCCUCAGUACCCAGCACUUCCAGCACAGCCUCUUCCAGUUGUUGUUGCUGCUGCUCCUCAGCCAAUCACAGCUUUUCAAGGUGCCAUUGCCUAUCCAGGACCUACUCAACAAGGCAUUCCUUUUCAAGGGUUUCCUGGGCCCCAAUCUCAUGAUCCCUACUUUACUGGUUGGCCAGCCCCAGUCAACCCAACCAUAGCAGCAGCAUCAGUGCCCGCCUUUGUGCCUUCAGUUUCAGUUGCACCAGUGUCUGAAGCAUCACCUGCUGUUGCAGGGAGUUGCACCAUCCAAGCACCACCUAAAUUAAAAACAGCAAUGAAAGGACACCUUGUCAUUCAAAAUCUGGAGACAGAUAUGAAUGAGAGUCAAGCUAGAACACUCUUGCAAGAAUUUGGAGAGCUGGGAGAAAUGAAAUGGCCUCUAAACCAAAAGGAUCAGCCUGCACGAUUUCUCAUGAUCAAUUACAAGCAACGAAAACAUGCUGAGAGGGCUGAACGUAUUCUCAAUUAUCUCAAAGUUUUUGGUGACAAUUCUGUAGUGAAACUAAUUGGUGGAGACAAAAAAGAAGAUGCAAACAAACUUGAGAGUGAAGAUUUGGAACUGUUGCUGAGUAUUCACGAUGUCUUGAACAAAAUUAAAAAGGAGAGCAAAAUGAACAAGGUGCAGCAGGUUCCUUUAUACCCUCAAUCAUCACGCAGCACAGUGAAACCUGUAGUAGCUGAUAGUGUAGCACCACUUCAAGUGCCUGUAACACCUGUACUCACCAUAGUCGUGAGCAACUUCACAGACAUUGUGUCAGUAAAGGAUAUUAAUGAGAUGUUUGUGGAAUUGGGAGCUUGUGGCAAGGGUGUCCUCAUACAAAAUGCUCUCCACUUCACUUUUAAAGGCGAUUCAGCAGUAGUAAACUUACUGUCAGGUUAUCGGUUUCCUGAUAAGAAGAUGGAAGUAAUUGUUAAGGCCUCUACUAAUGAAAUAAAACCUACCAAUAAAGCUGUCAAGGAAGCAAAAGCCAAGAUUGAAGGACCAUUGUCAAAAUUGAUGAAGAAAAUUGGAAAUGUCCUGAAAGAGGAGGUAGAUGCUGAGAUGAAUGUUUACACAUUCAAGACACGCUUAUGCAGAUAUGCAGAUGGAUGUAAAGCAAAAGAUCUGUGUCCUAAAUUCCAUGAUGCGGGAGAUCGACGUAGGUGCCUGAUCCUUCAUAGAUACAGUGAUGAAAUGUGUACAGUUUUGGAAGAGUCAGGUUCCUGUGAGGCUAAAGACAAAUGCUCCAAUGCACAUUCGCCGUUGGAGAUCCUGUUCCACUUCAAGAACUUCAGAUCAAGUAUAUGUCCUGGUUGGCAACAAAAUCGUGCCUGUGACAAGGUUGGAAGAGUUUGCUCAUAUGUACAUCCAGGAAAACCAGAAAUGCUGUAUAACGAUAAGUGGGACAACCUGUACGUUGAAGGAUUAAAGAAGACACUAGCAUAUCUGACAGAAGCUGUCAAGAAUUUAUUCCUCGUGAAAGACUUGCAAUGUCUUCGAGUUUUGCUAAUUACAGUAUCACCUGAACUGGCUAAGCUGUAUGUGGAUUGUAUAACAGAACUGGCAAAAUGCUGUAACCAGAAAGUGUCCUACUCGGCUGGAGAUACUGUUGAAGAUGGUACUACUGUGCUCAUCACCACAUUAGAUGCAUUGCGCCGUUUAGUGAAUGUAAAUAAGCCACAGCAAUCCAAGUUGGAUACGACCAGACUGAGGGCCUUAAUUUUAGAUGAUGGCCCUGCUCUGCUCCAAAAUUGCCCCAAGUUUAUCCAGAACUACUUCUCAGACCUUGCUAGGAAAGAUGUGAAUGUAGUUAUUACAGCAAACAAAAUUUUAAAUAAGGAAGUUGAAGAUGCUCAGGUUAAGAUACAUCCUAGAGGUGGUUUUAAGAAAAUAUUCGUAGAAAAUGUCAAGAAAAAGGAUUCCAAGCCUCGUUCAUCUGCAAAGGCUGGUUCAUAUAGGGGUGAUGUGCUAGAGAGAGUGAGUGCUUCCACUAGGUCCUCGGAUACAAAACCCGUGCCGAAAAAGACAUCAGAAAGCCAGAGUUCUAAAGACAAGACAGACAAAGGAUUGGAAAACAAGAGUUCAUCAAAGGAGAAGACAAGUACCACCUGGUCUUCCUCAAAGGGAUCUAGCAGUAGAUCAUCAUCAUCAAAGGAUUCUUCAUCCUCCAGUCAGAAGUUAGAGGAAAGAGUCAAAACCCUGGCUGCACUGGAAAUUGAAUACAAGAAGGCUUUGGAUGAAAUGGACAAGGAACAAGAGCGAGAGCUUGAGCUGUACAUCAAUUCACCAGAGUUUCAUCCUGAGUAUGAGCAAAAGUAUUCCAUUUUCAUGGAGCAGUACAAAGUCCAGUAUCCUGAGAGGAGUGAUAUGGAACAUUCUAAUAAUUUAUGGGAAGAAUUCUGGAAAGAGCUGAUCACUUUACUCCUUCAAGAAGAGUAUGACACUAAGAAACAAGACUUAGAAAAAGUAUACAAGGAUAAAAAAGAAAAGGCAUGUAAAGGUACACCUAGUCGGGAUUCCAGAGAAAAAGAGAACCAACAGGAUGAAGCCAAACAAGGAAGGAAAUCCAGUGAGUCACAGAAACGAAAAUCCUCUACCGACAACAGGGAUAAUCAUAGGGAGAAAUCUUGUAGGAGUGAGAGAAGUUCAGAUGUAGGUAGGGGUACAAUGAAUCAGAACAGAAAUGAAGAUGGCCUCAGAGGAAGGACACAUCAACGUAACAGAAAUGAAGACAGUGAUACAGGAAGAAAGCAACAGUACAACAGAAGUGAAGAAUUCUCAAGGGAUAGUGUUAGAGCGGGACAUCAAUACCUUGGCCAAGAGAAGUCAAGUAAUUAUGGUGGAAUGCAGCAAAACUCCAACAAAGAGGAAUUUAACAAAGGAAGAAUGCAGCAGUCUAGUGUCCCUGGAGGUAAUAAAGAAAGCAGUACUACUGACAUGCGAGAAACUAUUAACUUAUUACAGGAACUGUGCCCCUCUCUUGGUGUGUUGGGGCCUGCAGCCCAACUCCUUAUGAGAAAGAUAACUGUUUGUUGGUCUGAUAGACAGGAGCUCGGUAAAUUGGUGCAAAAUGAAGACAGUAAGUUGAUUUUGAUGAGGCUGUCAGAAAAAGCUCUUGGGGUUAGUCAAAUGUAUGGUUCUGGACCACAAGCAAUGAAAUUAAGAUUGGCAAGUAGUCAUGCUCUAAAACUUUUGAAUACGGCUUCAUUACCUGUGGAGAACUCUAAGUUUUAUGGGCUAAACAUUGAGGACCUUGCUAAGAUGACAUAUAAUAUGGAUCCAGCUUAUAUUGUUCAGUGCAUUAAAAGUGCGUUGACUGCACAAGGUAUCUAUAAUGCCUCGGAGAAGGAGGUUACAGACAUAUAUGUAGCUGUAACUUCUGCACACUUUGGUAUAGCCUACAGUAAGUCAGGGGAAGCAGCCCAACCUAAAACUCAAGAAAGUAGGCAAGGAGACAGUGGAUUAUUGAAAAGAGGAAGGCCUGGUUGGAAUGAUGAUGAUGAUGAAGGAAGUAGGCCUAAAAGGGUUGGAGCAUCUUGGUUAGGAAGUGAUUUGGGGGUAAAUUCAAGCAAUGUCACUCAAGGCAGACAGACUGGUGGGAAGAAUGAGUAUGGCGGUUAUGGUUCAGAUAAGCAGUUUGGUAGAAGUGAUGUAAGUUUGUGGAAUGCAAAAACCAAUGAGACUGUGAAUUCAUCACAGAAAGGAAGCUUUGGUUAUCAGAAAGCACAAGAUUUUGGCCAGCAACAAGUAACUGAUUAUGGUCAUAAGAGCACCAAUAGUUUCAGUAUAGGGAUGAAUAUGAAUAAUGAUAGUAGUAAUAUGGAAUUUAGUAGGUUAGGAAACUUUUCCUCUCUUAGCAGUAAUUUCAACAGUGGAACACAGGUAAGAAAUAUGUCAGGUGGUAGUGGCAUGAGUGCUGGUUUCAGUCAGAGGGGGAACCAAAUAGGAGAGAAUUUCAACAUGAGAAGGACUCAAAUGGGAAGUAGGUUUAAUCAAAGAGAGGAGAAGCAGAUGCAAGGUAAUAAUUCAUCAGGGCAGCAAGGAAACCAAGAUGAGUUAAGCAUGAUUGAGUUCUUAUCUCGAUGGUAAUAUGUAGUUACUUGGAUAAGUUUACUUUGUAAAACCAAAGCAGUGAAACUGAUAUUUCAUAAAAUAUUGGAGGUGUCCUCAGUUUCUGUGAGAUGCAGAUGCAGUUUGUUUUUAUACUUUUGCUUUUCCAUUUAUUUUCUUAGGGUUACAACCAAAAAUUAUUUUAUGAGGAGAAUAUUUCUUUGUAAUGUACCAAAGGAUAAUCUUGCCCCUUUGCUGUUUAAGAAGCAGGAUUUUAAGAAAUUUAUAUAAAAGGAAAUUUAAGAGUUAAACCUUGCAGGGCAUUGCUCUUUUACUUAACUUUGUUAGUUUGCAUGUUGUGUUUUAAACAAUCUUGAAAGCAGAGGACGACUUACUGUCAAACAUAUGUUAGGUGAAUUACCAGCUUUCAGCCACCAUAUAUCAAGUAUUUGAAGCAAAUCCUAGACAAAUAUUAUGAAAAGAUUUUUUCCAUUUAUCCAGCUAAUGGAUUUUUUAUGAGUUGUAGUAUAUCACAAUUUAUUCAUUAAGAUUUAGAAGGGGUUAGGAAUAUCAACUAAACAUUGUUAAUAAGUGAUGUGUACAAUAAGACAGUGGAAAGGUAAAGUACACCACAUUGUUAUGAAGUCUUCUCUGUGUCUUAGUUAAUGUGAAAGAGUAAUUUUAUGAAAUAUAAGAUUGCUUCAUACAAUCUUAUAUCCAUACUCAUAAUGUUUGACAAGGAUUUUCUAUUGGUAAUUUACUAUUCAAAAGUAUCAGAAGUGAAUGGUUUCCACGUGCAUUUCAUCCAUAUUAAUGAAAUUCAUUUGUAAGCAUUAAGUUUUGUCACAUGUAAAAAUGGCUUUAAAGCGGAGUAGUUUGUUUUGUCAUCUUCAGUUGCAAAAUACUUCAUGCAUUGCCAUGGCUGUACACCUACUGAAAAUGCACUUCUACAUCUAAUAUAAGUUUAUAGAAUGAGGCUGGGAUAUAUUUAUGCCCGAAGUUUAUUUUUAUCGUUAAACAGCUAGUGAGAAUUGGUGUUAACCUGGUUAUCUGGAUAUUCAUUGAACUUAGCCUAAAAUAUUGGUUGCAUUGACAAGAAUAUCUAAAUGAAUUUACUUUUUCUGUGUAUCCUUACAAACAAAUGUACAAAUGUAUAUGAUCUAAACUUGUCAAUAUAUAUUGUCAAGCAUUGGUUGCUUGUAUAGAGCUGUAAAUAUUUUAUUAUUCACUGACGUGAAAAUACUACGUAUGUAUACUUGGGUGUACAUAUCAUUCCAAGUGAAGAGUAAAGAUUAUUAAUUUUAAGCAAAUCCUUGUAUAUUUUUUUUAUUCAUUUGUAAGCCCUUCGUUUUCAUAUUAGUUGUUGGUAUCAAAGAUGAUCACAUUUUCAUUGAAUAAAAUAUAAAUGAAUACA